UCCGACUGAUUCAUACAGGAAGCACAUUAAGUUGUGUGCAGUUCAGCUCCUAUAUAUUUCAUCUUAAACAUAUUGUCAAUUUAUCAAUAAUUCUGAAACAUGGCUGUAUCGAAUUAUUCAUUGAAGGUCAACAGACAGCUUUUGGAUCCCAGCUUUGAGAGUUACAGACUGUCUCUGGAGCCCAUUCCAAUUUACAACGUAGAGCUAGAUGCUGCUGUGGCGGAGGUGAAACUGAAGGACAGUCAAUACACCCUGGACCAUGUGCGUGCUUUUGGCAUGUACAACUACCUGCAUAUAGACCCCUGGUAUGAGGACAGUGUUUUCUUUGUUGACUGCAAAGGGCGAGUGCUGAAUCUUACGGUUACCCUGGACACCGCACUGGGGAAGCCCAUAGAGGUCUUCCACAUGCCCUCUGACCCCACUGUGUGUGAGGAACGUCUCUGUGCCUCUCUUAGCUUCACCUCUGCCACCUGGGCAUCUCUCUCUGACGGUGCGGGCAGACUCUACCUCCUCAGAACCAGCAUGAGAAGGGAGAAUUGCAGUCUGAAGUGGGAGCCCUUGUUCAGUGAGGAGAUGGGGGAGCCCUUCACCAUCCUCCACAGCAUAUCUCACGUCCAGGCUGGGGUCCACUCCAUGGAGGUCCUGCUCCUCCGCAUCCAGAAAGACCCAUCAUCGGACUCUGAUGCAAAGGGAAGUGGCUACUCUGUUUCUUUGGAAUGGAUCACAGUCUCUAACACUGCAGAACAGGGUCAGGAGAAGAAGUACAAGGUAAGGAAGAGGAAGAUGCUGAGGGGGAAGUCAGUGCCCCACUAUGCAGCGUUGGAGCCCCAAGGGAAAGGGCUAAUGGUGGCUUCGGAGAAACCUUUUGUUUUCACACAUGUGGACGGGGCACUGCUGGAGCAGCCUGCGGCACACGCCAUGGAGAUGGAGUCGAGCGCUGGUGGGUCAAUGCUACAGGUCAUAGAUCCAAUCUACUUCUGGCAGCAGACAAUAGAGGAUAUAACAGUAUCUGUGCGUAUGCCCGAGGGCAUCACCAAAGACGACGUGCUCUUCAAGCUCUCCAUGGAAAAUGUGAGUGUGGGGGUGCAGGGUUUUGCCCCCUUGCUGGAGGGGCAGCUGCAUGCCCCGGUGGACCCCGAAGCCAGUGCCUGGAUCAUCAAAGACGAGAAAAGCCUGGAGGUGACUCUCCAGAAGAGGAGCGAGGGGCCCAUGUGGCCAGAGCUGCUGACUGGAGGAGACGGGAGAGGAGAGUUCCUGAUGAGUGAGGAGCAGACAGCCUUGCUCCACGAGAGACUGACAUACCUCACUACUGAGGACAUGAAUGCCAACCCAGACAAGGGCAAGCCCCCGUGCAACGCCCAGGAGCUGGAGGACUGCGAUGGCUUCCCAGAAGACAGCUCCAACCUGACACGCUUCGAUGGAGAGUCGCUCAAGCCCACUCAUGUGGUGAACUUGGGGAGCCAUCAGUACCUGUUCACGGUGGACUUGAACCCAUCUGAGAUGCCUAGUUUCUGCCUGCGUCAUGACGUGGAUGCCCUGCUGUGGCAGCCCCGCCCGGACCAGCCCAGCAACAUGUGGGAACACAUUGCCACCUUCAACGCCCUCGGCUACGUCCAGGCGUCGAAACGUGACAAGAAAUUUGCCACCUGCCCCCCAAACUUCUCCUAUGCCGCUUUGGGGGAGUGUCUUCGCCGGGUGUUCAUCUACCGGCAGCCGUCGCCGGUGGACACAGUCCUGUUCAACAGGAUGCAGGGUCGUCAGGUGGGCCAGGUCGCUAAGCAACAGGUGGCCAGCCUGGAGUCAAACAACAUUGUCCUUGGCUUCAGAGCCACCAAUGAGAGACUGUUUGUCCUGACCUCUAACAACCUAUUUGUUCUGAAGAUCAACAAUUAGAUCUGGGACUACUUUUAUGGCCAGUUUUACGGACACACCCGGGAUGGAGAAUCCCCAUUGAGAUAGCAUUUUAGUCCAGGACUAUAAGCUUAAUCUGUGUCCGGGAAUCUGCCCCUUAGAAUGUUUCCAUCCACCAUACACACUGUCCACCCCUGAGACAGAGCUAUACCAUUCCACAAAGUAAAAGGAGUGUAUCUAGAACCUACAGUAAGUGUGGUAGUGUAAUGUCAUUUGUGGUAGAGGUCUGAUCUGUCAGCAAUAUGUCUACACUUUCAAAUGUCUGUCUUCAUAUUUGUAUGUUAUUCUGUGAAUAUCCUACUGGUGUUGACACUGUAUAGGAGCCCAAAUGUAGUAUGAUUCAUGUUCUCACAUUAAAUUAUGCCCUCAGAAGCUUUGACCAAUAGAAGCAGAAUGUAAUGAAAAUAUUCCAUUAAAACCAAACAACGUUA
Molecule: messenger RNA, 2342 nt
Organism: Oncorhynchus tshawytscha (Chinook salmon)
Lineage: Eukaryota; Metazoa; Chordata; Actinopteri; Salmoniformes; Salmonidae
Gene: nudcd1
Product: NudC domain containing 1
Exons: 10
Coding region: 100-1893 (597 amino acids)
Source: RefSeq, a predicted model, not a curated record